AUGUCUGCAAGCCUUCCGCAUCUGUCGGCGGCACAGUCCGAGAACCUGAGAGAGGAGCUUAUCGCUUAUGCCCUAACGCAUGGCCUUGUUGUUCGGCCGCAACCUUCAUUCCUGGCAGACAACCCAGGAGGCUCUGUCGUCGUGCAUGCGCCAGUCGCACUGCAUCCAAGCGAGUUUCCCAAGCAAGCUUUUGAUCAUGCCAAGGAGAUUCAAACGGGCUACAACGAGCUGUAUGCCAAGAUUGCAAAUGACGAGGAUUUCAUGAGCAGAAUCAUGGCAGAGCUGGCGCCAGUGGACGAUUUUAUGAAGAAGUUGUGGGAGCUGCACUUGACAGUCAAGGCAAGAGGCAUUUUGCAGCCUCUCUCAUUGGGUCUCUUUAGAUCAGACUACCUGUUGCAUUCAGACUCGGAUGAUCUGCUGUCUGCGAGAAUCAAGCAGGUCGAGUUCAAUACCAUCUCUUCCUCAUUUGCAAGUCUUGCUACGCUGACCGCAGACAUGCACAGAAAUCUUGCCUCUCGCGGUUUCUACAGUCCAGGCAAUCCCGAGCAUUAUAACUUGCCCGAGAAUCCGGCUAUGCGUGCAAUGGCGCGCGGACUGGCUCAAGGAGCGAAAGCAUACGGAGGCAAGACUCCAGUCGUCAUGUUUGUUGUCCAAGCAGAUGAAAGAAAUGUCUUUGAUCAACGCUGGCUUUCAACGUGUCUGAUGGACAAUGACGGCAUUCAAUCGUAUCGUGUUGCCUUCACAGACAUUCAACAGCGCUGUAGCGUGUCAGCUGACGGUACAUUGACACUUCAAACGCCCGACGGGGAGGUGGAGGUCAGUGUCGUAUACUUUCGUGCCGGCUAUGGACCAGAGGAUUACAAGAGCGACAGAGAGUGGCAGUCUCGCCGCCUGCUUGAGCAAAGCAAAGCAAUCAAGUGUCCCACCGUCAUCACUCAACUUGCAGGUUCAAAGAAGGUACAGCAAGUGCUUUCGGACUCUGGCAUAGUCGAGCGCUUCAUCGAUACUCAAGAUGCUGCAAAGUUGAGGGAGACUUUCGUUGGUAUGCACUCUCCUGAUGGCUCGCCCGCCGGUCAAGAAGCUUGCAAGCUGGCAAUGGAGCAACCAGAACGCUUUGUACUGAAGCCACAACGUGAAGGAGGUGGUAAUAACAUCUACCGUGAAGCAAUACCCAAGUUUCUCCAGUCCAUUCAGCGGGAUCACUGGGCUGGCUUCAUCUUAAUGGAGCUGAUCUUGCCGCCUAUCCAACACAAUGCCAUCGUCCGCCAAGGCAGUAUAUACUCAGCGAGUGUCAUCUCGGAGCUGGGCAUUUAUGGCACGAUUUUGUGGUCCAAGGAUGGCACGAUCCUCAACAAUGACGAGGCAGGCCACUUGCUGCGGACCAAAUCGAGAGACACAGACGAGGGCGGUGUCGCAGCUGGAUUUGCGUGCAUUGAUAGUCCCAGUCUAGUCUAG
This is a messenger RNA of Protomyces lactucae-debilis, 1455 nucleotides long. Its product is annotated as glutathione synthase. Gene Ontology annotation, biological process: glutathione biosynthetic process. Gene Ontology annotation, molecular function: ATP binding; glutathione binding; glutathione synthase activity. Gene Ontology annotation, cellular component: cytosol. The record is from RefSeq and is a predicted model, not a curated record. The transcript has a single exon. Bases 1 to 1455 code for a protein of 484 amino acids. Lineage: Eukaryota; Fungi; Ascomycota; Taphrinomycetes; Taphrinales; Protomycetaceae.